Acanthosepion pharaonis is the source of this 2175-nucleotide messenger RNA. The record is from the annotation of a GenBank genome assembly. Lineage: Eukaryota; Metazoa; Mollusca; Cephalopoda; Sepiida; Sepiidae.
AUGUCAUACUCUCUUUCUCUCUCUCUCUCUCUCACUCACUCACUUUCACUCUCACUCCUAGCUAUCUCAAUUUAUUUAAUAUCUAUCUAUCUAUCUAUCUAUCUAUCUAUCUAUCUAUCUAACGCCGUCUUCUGUUUCUAUCUAUCUAUCUAUCUAUCUAUCUAUCUAUCUAACGCCUCUGUUUAUAUCUAUCUAUCUAACUAUCUAUGUUCAUAUCUAUCUCAAUAUCUGCAUAUCUAUCUAUUUCAAAGUUUAAGGGCACUGUCCCUCUUUCUUCUCACUUCUUUUCCCUCACUCUCUCUUUCUCUCUCUCUCUCUGUCCCUUUCUUCCUCACUCUCUCUCUUUUUCUCACUCUCUUUCUUUCUUUUGUUAACAGAAGAACGGAAAAAGAAAGGAAAAAGAGAUUUAUGACGUCAGUAGACAAAUAUGAAGUGGUUUCAUUGGUUCCAAAAAUGUAUCUUUCUUUCUUCCUUUUCUCUAUCCUCUUCUUCCUUUCUUGCUCGUAUUUCUCUACCCUCUCUUUUUUGAUUUCCUCCUUCUCCCUUCCUCUCUUCAAUCUUACCCAUUCCCUCUCUCACUUUAUCUUCUUUCCUCUCUCUCACACAAACUCUCAGUUAUUUUUCUUUCUUCAUUCGUUCAUUCUUUCUUCCUUCUCUUUCUUUCUUUCUUUCUUUCUUUCUUUUCUUCUAACCUUCUACCUUCCUUGCUGUUCUCUACGCGCUCUUUUCACUUCCUUUUCUCCCCCCCUCUUCAGUCACAAUACUAACAACCCCCUCUCUUUCUUUCUUCUCUUAAACUCUCAAUUACUUUUUUCUUUCUUCGUUUCUUUCUUUAUUUCUCUCUCUCUCUCUCUCCCUUCAUUCUUUGUCUCUUUUCUCUUUAUCCUCUUCCUUUCUGGCUAUUACUUCUCUACUCUCUCUUUUUCAUUUCUUCCCUCUCCUUCUCUAUCUUCAAUCUUACUCUCUCCCUUUCUUACUAUGUCUUCUUUCCUCUAUCACACAAACUCUCAAUUAUUCUUUCUUUCUUUCUUUCUUUUGUUCUUUUUUCUUUCUUUCGUUCUUUCUUUCUUUUGUUCUUUCUUUCUUUUGUUCUUUUUUCUUUCUUUCGUUCUUUCUUUCUUUCUUUCUUUUGUUCUUUUCUUUCUUUCUUUCUUUCUUUCUUUCUUUCUUUCGUUCUUUCUUUCUUUCUUUCUUUCUUUCUUUCUUUUCUCCUUAUCUUCAACCUGUCUUGUUGUUAUAUUUAGACUCUGUUUGUCAUUUCUUUUUUCUCCCUCUCCUCACUACAAUCAAAAUCCUACCCACUCUCUCUUUUACUUUAUCUUCUUUCUUCUCUCACACAAACUCACAAUUCUUUUUCUUCUUUUCUUUCUUUCUUUUUUUCUUUCUUUCUUUCUUUCUUUUCUCUUUAUCUUCAACCUUUCUUCUUAUAUCUACUCUCUCUUUUUCAUUUUCUUUUUCUCAUCCUCACUUCAAUCAAAAUCUUACCCACUCUCUCUCUCUCUCUCGCUUUAUUUUCUUUCUUCUCUCACAAACUCACAAUUCUUUUUCUUUCUUUCUUUCUUUCUUUCAUUCUUUCAUUCAUUCAUUCUUUCAUUCUUUCAUUCGUUUAUUCAUUUAUUCUUCCUUUUGUUCAUCCAUUCGUUCUUUAUUUCAUUCUUUUCUCCUUAUCUUCUUCAUUUCUUGGUCUUAUUUCACUACGCUCUCUUUUUCCUCACCACCUCUUUAAUCAAAAUCUUAAUUCCUUCUUUUCUUUCUUUAUCUUCUUUCCUAUCUCGCACAAACUCUCUAUUAUUUUCUUCGUUUCUUUCUUUCUUUCUUUAUUUAUUUAUUUCUCUCUCUCUCUCUUUCUCACAGAUACACACACUCAGUUAUGAACGCAGUGACGCCCCGGGCGAUGUAACACUGCCUUCCUUUCUUCCUUCCUGGCUUCGUUUGCUCAUAUAUCUAUUUCUUUCUUUCUUUCUUUCUUUCUAUUUAGCUAUCUCUCUUCUCAUAUCUAUCUAUUUGUUCAUAUUUUUUUCUUUCUUUCAUAUCUAUCUAUCUAUCUAUCUAUCUAUCUAUCUAUCUAUCUAUCUAUCUAUCUCAGUCUCAUUUUUCUCCCUCUCUUUUUAUCUAUCUAUCUAUCUAUCUAUCUAUCUAUCUAUCUAUCUAUCUAUCUAUCUAUCUGCCCAUUAA